This is a messenger RNA of Labrus bergylta (ballan wrasse), 1419 nucleotides long. NCBI's taxonomy places the organism in Eukaryota, Metazoa, Chordata, Actinopteri, Labriformes, Labridae. The record is from RefSeq and is a predicted model, not a curated record.
CAGAUCCUCUUGGUAGGUCUACUGCUUAGUGUUGAUUUUUAGUCAUCGUUCAACAUCCUUCUGUGUACUUUUGGGAAUCAACUAAUUUUAACGGGGAGCCGCACUCCUACACCCGUUUCAACUUGACCCAGAACAUGGAAGGUGAUAACAGCCAGGUGGAGAUGAAGCUGUCGUCGGAUAUGGAUGAGGAGGUCGGGGGAAAUGGUGUGGGAGAACACCUCAAUCACAACUCCAACCGCAAACCCUUCGAUGCUAAUAAACUCAGACGCACCCCCAAGAACCUCUGCUUUAUGGCAGCUGGCACCCUCCUCAUUUUCAUCAUCGGGUACUUGACUGGCUUCUUGGUUCAUCGGAAGAAGGAUGUGCCCCCCAUCUGUGCAGCCUCUGUCCUCUCUUUUGACAAAGAUGUUGUCCCUGAGACAGGUGCGGCCCCCCUCAUGGACUGGGACAAUGUGAAAAAGCUCCUUGCACAGAAAGUUUCCCCAGCCAAAUUUGAGCCUGUUUUCAGUGAGUUUUCCAGUACCUCCCACCGGGCUGGCUCUCAAGGUGACGAGGUUUUGGGAAACAAGGUGCUGACCAAGUUUCAUGAGUACGGCAUGAAAACCUGGACUGAUGAGCACUUUGUGAAGGUUCAGGACCGUCCGGCUUCUGGCUUCAAUAGUUUUGUUUUCAAGAACGGGAUAGCUCAGAAACUGGAAGGAUUUCUAUCCUACAGUGCCACUGGAACAGCAACAGGUGUCGUAUUGUAUGCGUAUUACGGGCAGGAAAAUGACUUCAAAAUACUGCAGGACAAAAGCAUCAACAUGAACGGCAGGGUCAUGCUGAUCAGGGCCGGUAGGAUCAGCUUGGCUGAAAAGGUGGCCAAUGCUGCCAAGAUGAAUGCCUCUGCUGUGUUGAUCUACCCAGACCCCUCAAGUUACUUAAAGGAAGGGAACACCCCUCUGUUUGGACAUGUCCACAUGGGUUCAGGUGAUCCCUACACCCCAGGCUUCCCCUCCUUCAACCACACCCAGUUUCCACCUGUCCAGUCUUCAGGCCUUCCAAAAAUCUUGGCUCAAACCAUCCCAACCAGCAUGGCUGAUGGCAUUUUGAAAGAGCUGGGGGGUGAUAACGUGCCCAAUGGAUGGGGGUUGUUCGGCAAACUGGGAGGGGAAGGAGAUAUAAUUAAGGUGGAUGUCGGCAACGUUCUUACAGAGAAGAAGAUAAGCAAUGUCUUUGGGAUCAUAAAAGGCUUUGUGGAUCCAGACCGAUAUGUGGUUAUUGGUGCCCAGAGAGACGCAUGGGGUCCAGGUUUUGCUGCGUCCACCGUUGGCACCAGUGUCCUUGUUGAGCUGGCACGUUCCAUUUCAGACAUGGUGAAGAACGAUGGAUUCAAACCAAGGAGAAGUAUUGUGUUCGUGAGCUGGACGGCUGGGGAAU